Messenger RNA from Callithrix jacchus (white-tufted-ear marmoset), 3953 nucleotides. NCBI's taxonomy places the organism in Eukaryota, Metazoa, Chordata, Mammalia, Primates, Cebidae. The record is from RefSeq and is a predicted model, not a curated record.
UGCGCCUGCGUAGUGGCUAGGCAGCGACUCCCGAGGGGCGUGCUCGUAACGCCGCGCACCCUAUCAGGCGGCCAAAGGGAGCGCGCCGCGGCCUCACCCCCUCUCGCCCCUCCCUUCUCCCCUCUGGGUUUAGCUUCAGACUGAGGCUUGGAGGCCGGAGGGGGCGCUCCACUCUCCACCCAGGCGCGCCCCACGCCCUCUUGUGCGCGUGCGCAGAGGCGGACCGCAAGGCGAGGGCGCGAGGGAAGGGCGGGCGUACGUCCUUGCGUGCGUCUCAGGCAGCGCGCACGCUGGCGUGAGAGGGCACGGGGGAAAGGUGGCUCUGGCCGGGGUGGCUCGGCUUCCUGGGGCUAUGUAGCUGAGCCCGUCGACUUGGGGGUUCUUCUUCGCUGUCCUCGCGGCGUGCUAGCGCAGAGUUUCUGCUCCGGGGAGAGACUGUACACACGCCCGCCGCACCUCCUCGACGGCAGAGCAAGCUUGCUCGCCCGUGGGAGCGUCCCGGCCGAGAAACCCUGAGGGGGGAGGGGAGGCCAUUUUGUCCCGACCGACUCCCCGGAACCGGGCGGAGCGGCUGGGAGAGGCUGCGGAGCUGCGGUCGCCGCCCUCGGAGGCACUGGACGGAGGCACUGUCUGGGCUUCCUCGAAGCUGUUCGUAGGUCGCCCGCACCCUCUCGAGCUUUCCUUUUUCCCACGCUUCCCCGUCCUCCGGCCUGAGAACGCCCGAGUGAGGAGUUGGCUGUAGUGAGAGGGACCGAUCCCUUGGGGCCGCCGGCGGCGAGAGCCCGAGCCGCUCCUCCCAAUGGCGAAGAAGACGUACGACCUGCUUUUCAAGCUGCUCCUGAUCGGGGACUCGGGAGUGGGGAAGACCUGCGUCCUUUUUCGUUUUUCGGAUGAUGCCUUCAAUACCACCUUUAUUUCCACCAUAGGGUGUUAUUGUGUUUUGCCCAGGCUGGAGUGCAGUGGCACGAUCACAGCUCACUGGAGCCUCAACCUCCUGGACGCAGGUGAUCCUCCCAUCACAGCCUCCCAAGUAGCUGGCAAUACAGGAAUAGACUUCAAGAUUAAAACAGUUGAAUUACAAGGAAAGAAGAUCAAGCUACAGAUAUGGGAUACAGCAGGCCAGGAGCGAUUUCACACCAUCACAACCUCCUACUACAGAGGAGCAAUGGGUAUCAUGCUAGUAUAUGACAUCACCAAUGGUAAAAGUUUUGAAAACAUCAGCAAAUGGCUUAGAAACAUAGAUGAGCAUGCCAAUGAAGAUGUGGAAAGAAUGUUACUAGGAAACAAAUGUGACAUGGAUGACAAAAGAGUUGUACCUAAAGGAAAAGGAGAACAGAUUGCAAGGGAGCAUGGUAUUAGGUUUUUUGAGACUAGCGCAAAAGCAAACAUAAACAUUGAAAAGGCGUUCCUCACGUUAGCUGAAGAUAUCCUUCGAAAGACCCCUGUAAAAGAGCCCAACAGUGAAAAUGUAGAUAUCAGCAGUGGAGGAGGCGUGACAGGCUGGAAGAGCAAAUGUUGCUGAGCAUUCUCCUGUCCAUCAGUUGCCAUCCACCACCCCGUUUUCUCUUCUUGCUGCAAAAUAAACCACUCUGUCCAUUUUUAACUCUAAAGAGAUAUUUUUGUUUCUCAUCUUAACUAUCCAAGCCACCUAUUUUAUUUGUACUUUCAUCUGUGACUGCUUGCUGACUUUAUCAUAAUUUUCUUCAAACAAAAAAAAUGUAUAGAAAAAUCAUGUCUGUGACUUCAUUUUUAAAUGUACUUGCUCAGCUCACCACUGCAUUUCAGUUGUAUUAUAGUCCAGUUCUUAUCAACAUUAAAACCUAUAGCAAUCAUUUCAACUCUAUUCUGCAAAUUGUAUAAGAAUAAAGGUAGAAUUAACAAUUUUAUUUUGUACAACAGUGGAAUUUUCUGUCAUGGAUAAUGUGCUUGAGUCCCUAUAAUCUAUAAACAUGUGAUAGCAAAAGAAACAAACAAAAGUCAGGAAAACACUCAUUUUCGCCUUGACUAUAUAAAUGGGAUUAAUUUUGUCCUGUGCCUUAUGUGGAAAGGAACUUCUUUGGUUUUCCUUUUUUGUUCUGGUGGAAGCAUGUGCAGGAGACAUAUCAUCCAAACAUAAACCAUUAAAAUGUUUGUGGUUUGCCUGGCUGUAAUUUUCAAAGUAGUUAAUUGAGAACAAAGGGUAAUGCAGAAAUGAUAGCUUUGGUUUGCUGAGUCUUGUUUUAAGUGGCCUUGAUAUUUAAAACUACUCCUGCCACCAUUUCUUCUCCUUGGCCACUUUUUCCUUACGUCUCCCUCCUGCAUGCUGCUUUAUUUGCUUCUCCCUCCCCCACGACCUCAUGGUAUGAGUUAUUUAAGAGUGAAAGGGACAAACUAGUAGGUUCAUCAAGUUUAAUAUAAAGCACUGAUGUAACUUGGUAGGUAAACCAGAAGAUAAGUUCUAACUGCCUACUCUCCUAUGUCAGUUAAUUGGUGUCUUCCCCCUCAUUUGCUCUCUGCCCUAAAACCUGCCCCAGAUUCCUUCAUUCGCUGUUUUACUUCUAUAUUCUAUUUUUCCUCCUCUCUUUCUUCCCUUCAUGUGUAUCCAUUGAGUUUAUGAAAUGGAAGAGUUAACUGCAUGCACUAGUGUUUGGAGGGUGUUUGUGGUUUGUCUUUCUAAUUAGGUGUAUAGCCUAUUCACUUUCCUAGAAUGAACCUCUUAACCUAAAUUUGAGUAGUCUCCAUUUUGGCAACUCCUCUAGCAGUUUGGUAGCCCAGUACAGGUUGUUUUUUAAAAAAAGAAAAAGGAGGAGUGAAUUUUAUUAACAUGUUUGCCAAAUGUAUUGAGAUUUGGCCUCAAGAACACUUUUUCAGUGUUAAGUUGUCUUUACCUUAAGAUUUAGAAAUACUUUAGAGUAUUACUAAUUCUAAGUCCUAUCUUCACAUCCUUUUGGGAAACUUGUAUUACCAUGGAUUUGGAAAAAGGACAACAAAAGGCUUUUCAUGUAAAGAUAAGAUCUCUAGCUAUCUCUAACCCUGUCCUUUUUUCACUGCAUUUUUUCUAGUUUUGCUUCAUUGCUUAUCAUUAGGAUAGGGUAAUUAAGUUUGCUAUGCUGCUAGCGUCCUAAGAUGAUACCUUUGUUGAAAGAAUUGUGAAUAGCAUGAUUCAUUUCUAGCAGAGGCUGAGUUUAGGACAGCAGCUUCCACUGAGAAGUCUUUCUGUGUCGUGAAUAGCAUUUUAAUGACCUCUUGGCUCACAUAAGCAAACAACAUAGGGAUGUAUCUGCUAUGAAAAUCCACAAAUUUUUCAGAUAGUGCCCUAAAAACAGUUUUAUAUGCCUCACUGGUUGUUAUUCUUAGGUUGUUCCCACACUUGACUUUAUCAUUGUUUACUACUAGUAAAAAGCAGCAUUGCCAAAUAAUCCCUAAUUUUCCACUAAAAAAAAUGAUGUUAAGCUUUUUGAAAAUUUAGGUUAAACCUACUGUUGUUAGAUUAAUGUAUUUGUUGCUUACCUUUAUCUGGAAUGUGGCUUUAGCUUUUUUAUUUUAACCCUCUUUAAUUCUUAUUCAAUUCCAUGACUUAAGGUUUGAGAGCUGAACACUGGGAUUUUUGGAUAACAGACUGACUGUUUUGUUUGCAUAACUAUAAUCGGCAUUGUACAUAGAAAGGGUAUGGCUACCUUUUGUUAAAUCUGCACUUUCUAAAUAUCAAAAAAGGGAAAUGAAGUAUAAAUCAAUUUUUGUAUAAUCUGUUUGAAACAUGAGUUUUAUUUGCUUAAUAUUAGGGCUUUGCCCCUUUUCUGUAAGUCUCUUGGGAUCCUGUGUAGAAGCUGUUCUCAUUAAACACCAAACAGUUAAGUCCAUUCUCUGGUACUAGCUACAAAUUCGGUUUCAUAUUCUACUUAACAAUUUAAAUAAACUGAAAUCUUUCUAGAUGGUCUACUUCUGUUCAUAUAAAAACAAAACUUGAUUUCCAA